Molecule: messenger RNA, 1756 nt
Organism: Ziziphus jujuba (common jujube)
Lineage: Eukaryota; Viridiplantae; Streptophyta; Magnoliopsida; Rosales; Rhamnaceae
Product: transcription factor bHLH71
Exons: 3
Coding region: 449-1519 (356 amino acids)
Biological process (GO): regulation of transcription by RNA polymerase II
Molecular function (GO): DNA-binding transcription factor activity, RNA polymerase II-specific; RNA polymerase II cis-regulatory region sequence-specific DNA binding; protein dimerization activity
Source: RefSeq, a predicted model, not a curated record
AUCUAGGGUACGUGAGCCAGUCAUUUCCUGCAAGACCCAACACAGAUUUGAAUGUGAGGGGUAACUUUUUUCACAGCUUGUUCUGCUGUUUGUAUGCAUAUUUCUAUAUAGAUUUGGGUCCCCCCACACAACCCCUCUUCCCUUCUCUCCUCCAUCGCAGAAAAAGGUGUUGCCAGUCUUUGACAGAAAUCUGUGUAAUCGGGAACCAAAACCCCAAACAAGGAAGAGAGAGAAAUACAAUUACAAAGUCUUUUCUUUUCUUUUCUUUUUCCAUUCAUUUUUCCUAAGCAGAAAACCACAAAUUUUCUGCCCCCUCUCACGUGCACCACAAUAUCCUUUUCUUCUAUAUUAAUAUUACCCUUCUAAUUAAACUUUUUUUUUUUAACUUUUUUUUUUCAAAUUAUAGAAAAAUUGUUUACUGGGUUUUGCUAUAAAUUGGUCAUGGAUUAUGAUACAGAGCUGGUUUAAUCAGAAAACAGAGUUAAAAAAACAAAAAAAAAAAUCAUUUUUAGUUUUUUCAACUGGGAAUGCCAAACUGAAAAUAGUAAUGGCUUUAGAAGCUCUAUCUUCAAAUGAGCUUCUCAACUUCAUUAUCUAUGAUACACUAUCUGCUGGUGCUGCUCCAUAUAGCUCUCAAUUAGAUUAUCAUUCUUCAGAAACCAGUACUUUCCUUUUAGAGAAUGGUUUGAAACCUCAAGAACAACAAGGUGGUGAUGCAGCAUUAACAAUGGAGAAUCAUACGACAUUGCCAAGCAGUAAACGACAAUCUUAUGCAGCUGCAUCAUCAGAAUUCAGUAACCAGCUGAUGAUGAAACAGAAUUUGGGUGCACAGGGUAGAAAGAAAAGGAAGAGAAAACCAAGGGUUUGCAAGAACAGAGAAGAAGCUGAGACACAGAGGAUGACUCACAUUGCUGUUGAAAGAAACAGAAGAAAACAGAUGAAUGAGCAUCUUGCUGUCUUGCGUUCUCUUAUGCCCGAAUCUUAUGUCCAAAGGGGUGACCAAGCCUCAAUAGUAGGUGGUGCUAUAGAAUUUGUAAAAGAACUUGAACAUCUUUUGCAAUCUCUUGAAGCUCAGAAGCUCCAACUUAUACAACAAGGAAUUGGAGGACAAGAAGAAAACAGUAAUAGUAGUACCACUACAGCCAACACAAAAUUCCUAACACCCCCUUUUGCACAAUUUUUUUUGUAUCCCCAAUAUACCUGGUCUCAAAACUCCAAGAAAUAUACAUCAAAGACCAAAGCAGCCAUAGCUGAUAUUGAGGUAACCUUAAUAGAAACACAUGCAAGCCUUCGAAUUCUAUCGCGACGAAGCCCUAAACAGCUCUUCAAGUUGGUUGCUGGUUUUCAAACACUUAAUCUCUCCAUCCUCCACCUCAAUGUUAUUACCAUGAAUGCAUUAGUUCUCUACUCUGUCAGUGUUAAGCUUGAAGAGGGUUGCUUACUCACUUCAGUAGACGACAUAGCAGCUGCUGUUCACCACAUGCUAAGAAUAAUUGAGGAGGAAGCUGCUUUGUACUGAUAAAAAUCUUAUCUGCUUUACCUAGAUGCUCUUAGAGUUGAGGUGGAAUCACCAGAAUGCCACCCAAUUUUUGUUUUCUGCAGUAAAGUUGUUUUAUGUAUCAAUGCAUGAACUUAACUCCACUAAGAGGCUUCCUUCUGUUUUCCUUUAUAACAACUUUUUAUUGUCACUUUUACACCAAAUAUGACCAGAAAAUUGAGGCCGUAGAUCUUUAUGGGCUUUCUGAGGCCCAAGCCA